Messenger RNA from Drosophila santomea, 1870 nucleotides. It is a transcript of the gene Pgant8, whose product is annotated as polypeptide N-acetylgalactosaminyltransferase 8. The coding region runs from base 66 to 1838 and encodes 590 amino acids. The transcript has 3 exons. Lineage: Eukaryota; Metazoa; Arthropoda; Insecta; Diptera; Drosophilidae. Gene Ontology annotation, cellular component: Golgi apparatus. The record is from RefSeq and is a predicted model, not a curated record.
GCUGCGCGGUUUAAGCCGAAAGUCUACUGUCCGUUCCGGAGGGCUGUGUUUGUUGCUGUGAUACGAUGUGCCUGGAUAUUUGGAGGCACAAGAAGAAGGUGUUGCCGCUGCUACUGCUGAUGGCCAUCGGCAGUAUUAUCUACUAUCUAUAUACCCUGGAAUUGGAGCGGGAGCUUGAAGAAGGCGCUGCUUCGACCACUUCUCGUUUGGAGCGUGACAUUAGAGAUCUGCAGGCGGUCUUCGAGUCGGAGGUCAUUCCGGAUCUGGGAGCUUUGGGUCGUCCGGCGCGGGGCAAUUGGACUGAAGAGCAGUUGGAGGCCAUCGACAAAAGUCAGCGGGAAACGGGUUACAAUGCUUGGCUCUCCAAGCGCAUCUCACCUGAGCGAACGCUCUACGACAUGCGACAUCGCAGCUGCAAAAAGCUCAAGUACCCGCUGGAAAAGCUCCCGUCGGUCAGUGUGGUGAUAACAUAUCACAAUGAGGAGGCGAGCGUGCUGCUGCGAACGCUGAGCAGCUUGAGGAGCCGGACUCCGGUCCAGCUGCUUCGGGAGGUUAUCCUGGUGGACGACGGGAGCACGCAGGUGGACGAGAAGCUCAACGACUUCAUUAAGAUCAAGUUCCUUAAUAUGGUGCAGCACCGCAGGAUCACAACCCAGGUGGGUCUGAUGCAUGCCAGAGUCGUGGGCGCUGAACUGGCCCUGGCCGACGUCCUGGUCUUCCUUGACUGCCAUGUGGAGGUGACCAAAGGCUGGCUGGAGCCACUCCUCGCUCCCAUUUUGGAGGACAACAGGACCUGCACUACUCCAAUCAUAGACACCAUUGACUUCGAUACCUUCGCCUACAGAAGGGGCAAGCCGUCGAGGGGCUUCUUCAACUGGGAGUUCAAUUAUAUUCAGCUUCCACUCCUCAAGGAGGAGGCCGUAGCCAUGCCGGCACCGCAUAAGAAUCCCAUAAUGAAUGGUGGUCUCUUUGCCAUUGGACGUGAGUGGUUCUCGAAGCUUGGCGGCUACGACAAGAAAUUGAAGAUCUGGGGAGCCGAGCAGUUCGAGCUGAGCCUUAAGUUGUGGCUGUGCGGCGGACAGAUCCUAGAAGUCCCCUGCUCAAGGAUUGGCCACCUCUUUAGAGACGGAAAAUUCCAAGUGCGCUAUACCAACAAGGAUAAAAAUAGCGAGAGGAAACUUAUUUCUAGGAACUACCGCCGAGUGGCUGAGAUUUGGUUAGAUGAAUACAAGGACAAGCUAUUUGCCAACAUGCCACAUUUAACAGUAAUUCCGGUUGGCAAUCUUGCCGAGCAACGAGACCUCAAGAAGCGCCUCCACUGCAAGCCUUUCAAGUGGUUCUUGGACAACCUCGCAGCGGAUUUCCUGAACCUAUAUCCCAUAUUAGAUCCCGCAGAAUACGCCUCUGGAGUAUUACAAAGUGUAUCAUCACCGAAACUGUGUCUGGAUCGCAAAGAACCUCGGAAUGGUCAACCCAAACUGGGUCCUUGCAGUUCGGACCACGUAUUCCCCAGUCCGGAGCAGUAUUGGAGCCUAACCAAUCGUAGGGAGUUGCGAUCCGGAUUCUACUGCUUGGAGGUGCGCAAUCAAGGAGUGAAUGUUCAUAUAUACCAAUGCCAUGGCCAGAGUGGAAACCAGUUCUGGUCCUUCGACUCCAAGACCCAUCAGGUGGUCUCCGGCCAACAGCAAAACUUAAGGCAUUGCCUGGAGGCGCAGCCGGAAUCAAAUUCGGUUACUUCGAGUGUCUGUGAUCUGAAAAACCAUAGGCAAAGGUGGAAAUUCGGAUAUCAGAAUAAACAAAGACUCCAACAUUUUUGGGAUAAUGUCAAGACGCAGUAGGAGAAAUUUAAGGCAUUGUCAAAAGCUUUGUC